UGAAGACACAUGUUAUGGCAGAUGAAAGUUUCAGUAGUCUUACUGGCAGUGUUGGUGCUGGUGUAUCUAGUGGUUUAGUUGCUGGAAGUGCUGGUUUGUUGGUACAGAGAAGACUGGGUGUGUAUUACACUGCUGCACAAGACGACUCAGGAGGAAGAGAAAACUUUGAUUUCAACGAUAUCGACGAUGAUGUUCAGUUUGACACUUCAGAUUCAGACAACAACUGUGAGGUGCUAAUGGCGGGGAGACAGUACCCAUCCAUUCAGGAGUUUGCUUCUGCCAUCCCUAACCACCUGCUGCUGGGCUCUCUGCUGGAACACCUCUGCUUUGUGUAUGAGAAAGACCCGGCACAGUCUCGCAUGCUGUUCAAGGUGAUUGGUCAGCGUCUAGCAGCAAUGAACCUCCUCUCUCCACUGGCCAUCAACGAUGAGUUCAGUUCAGUGCGACUGCAGCACAGACGAGCUUUUGUUGAACUUCUCCAUGCAGCCAGUUCCUCACCCUUUCAUCAGGAUAACAGGUACUUGAAUACUGACAGCCAGAAUCCUGUGCUAAGAACAAAAGAUGGGCUUUUCCAAGCACAAACCUCUCGCUACCUCAGUGAAUUUGAUAAAAUCUCAACUUUGGGCAAAGGAUCAUAUGGAAAAGUCUUUAAGGUGAAAAACAAAUUGGAUGGUCAGGAAUACGCUGUGAAGAAAAUACUCAUCAGGAAUGUGACAAGGGAUGAUUGUAUGAAGGUUCUUCGGGAGGUCAAAGUGCUUUCCAGUCUUCAGCAUCCCAAUAUAGUCGGCUAUCACACUGCAUGGAUGGAGCAUGUACAGCCUGCUGUAAACAAUAAUAAACAAGUCUUCUCAACUACAAUUCCAGCUUUAGAAGCCUCAUUACAAAUAGAAAGACUUGUGGAGGAGGGCAGCAGUAGCACAACUGGGUCAUCCAUUGUUUUUGAAAGUUCUGAAUGUUCAAAAGACAGAAAGUCUACAUCUGAGAAUAUGUCUGUGAACUCUACCACAGCAAAAGAGGAGAUUCAGGCUGUGUGCCUCAAAAAUGUGCGCCAACCACAGAACUUUGUUCCAUGUGUGUUUCUGGGAAAAACUUACUCUGCUGUGGAUGCCUGUCCAGCCCUUAGCUUGGACAAAUCAACACUAUCAGAAGAUGACCUCAGUCAAAACAGUCAACACUGGGCUAAAAAAGAUCCAAAUGAGCAGGUUCAGUUCCACUUGAUGCUCUACAUUCAGAUGCAGCUGUGUGAACGUUCUUUAAAAGACUGGAUUCAGGAAAGAAACUUUAGGCCCGAGUCAGAACUCACAACAUUAUCGGAUGCUUUUCAGUCUGAAGCAUCUAAUAUUUUGAAGAAAAUACUUGAAGGGGUGGAGUACAUUCACUCCUGUGGCAUCAUGCACAGAGACCUUAAGCCAAGAAAUAUUUUCCUGCAUGGGAACGAGUGUCAUGUGAAAAUAGGAGAUUUUGGGCUGGCUUGUAAAGAUAUUGUACUAAAUGACAAUGAGCAGCUAUCUUCCACUUCUCCUGUAGCUGUAAAUACAGAGAUUGUGCACACUACAGGAGUGGGUACGUUUGUCUAUGCCUCUCCAGAGCAGCUGGAGGGCUCUAAUUAUGACUCAAAGUCUGAUAUGUAUAGUGUUGGGGUGAUUGCUGUUGAGCUGUUCCAGCCUUUUCAGACAGAGAUGGAGCGUGUCCACACACUUGGGCACCUGAGGCAGGGGAAGGUACCAGACACCCUGUCUAUAAACUGGCCAGUCUUGACCAAGUAUGUUAGAUUGCUGACCAGCUCUGACACAUCUGUGAGACCAAGUGCUUCUGAACUACUUCAAAGUGAUCUUUUCAGCGACAAAGACAUGGAAAUCCACAAUUUGCAGAGGAAGAUUGAUGAACAAGAGGAGGAACUUCUUCAACUCAGAAGACAGAUAAGCGAGCUGCAGAGCUCCCAAAGUCAUGCAGACAAACCAGAAAAGACUUAGCUCUAAUCAUUGCUUAUACUUUGCUAAACCCAUGUUAAACAGAACAAAAUCAUGGUUAUUACCUAACAGUGAAAACUCAAACUUAUAUAGGAAAAUCUCACUUUUUGUAUAUUGUCUGUCUUCAACAACUCUGAACUAGCUAGUGUCUUUUCUCACUUUGUACUGAUAAAAUGUGAUUUCAUAAAUGUAAACAAACUUUUUAUCACACUGGUUUACAAUUGGGCAAAAGCAAGUGGACGAAGUGUGUUUUCAAAGUUGAUUUAGUCCAAAUUUGCCAUCCUACUCUACUGUACAUUUAUUAAUUUAUUUAUUUUAACCAACCACUUCAUCCUGGUUAGGAUCACAGACACACUGGACAGGGCACCAAUCCAUAGUGGCUUGACUGUACAUUAUAAUUAUACAGCAGAAGUGAUGGAAGUAAAGUCUUCAUGCUACCAUUUAUACAAGCAUUCAAUGGUUGGAAAAUGCUUUCAGUUUCUCUUUGUUAAUAUUUUUCAGUCCUGCAGUUACUGCUUUGUAAAGAUGGUGUGAAUGGGUGUGAGUGAAGCUUUAAUUUAAAAUUGUUUAGUUGAUAAAA
This is a messenger RNA of Trichomycterus rosablanca, 2550 nucleotides long. RefSeq names its product eukaryotic translation initiation factor 2-alpha kinase 1 (gene eif2ak1). Gene Ontology annotation, cellular component: cytoplasm; nucleus; cytosol. Bases 15 to 1973 code for a protein of 652 amino acids. Lineage: Eukaryota; Metazoa; Chordata; Actinopteri; Siluriformes; Trichomycteridae. The transcript has 15 exons. Gene Ontology annotation, molecular function: eukaryotic translation initiation factor 2alpha kinase activity; ATP binding. Gene Ontology annotation, biological process: protein phosphorylation. The record is from RefSeq and is a predicted model, not a curated record.